AUGGCAAUAUUUCAAGUUUCAGCAAAACUCGGAAGCUCUCUACUUUUUGAGCCCGUGACCAAUCAUCCCUUCUUGACUUUCCUGCUGCCAUUCUUUGCAUAUGGGUUUAUUCUUACUGUAUACCGGCUCUUUUUUUCGCCGUUAUCAGCUGUCCCGGGUCCAAAGCUGGCUGCGGUGACCCGACUAUGGAUUCUAUAUCACGAUUACCAGGAUCAAAGAACUGAUAUCGUCAUUGACCUUCAUCGAAAAUACGGGCCAGUUGUGCGAUUAGCCCCAAAUGAAGUCUCAUUUACCUCCACUACUGCCGUGAAAGAUAUAUACACUGGAUCCGGUCGUGAAAGCGGGUUCCCUAAAGGUAAGGAAAUCGUGGCCGGCUUACUUGCCCGGAACCUUACAAGAAUAUUAUUGGUGGAAUAA
Molecule: messenger RNA, 417 nt
Organism: Orbilia oligospora ATCC 24927
Lineage: Eukaryota; Fungi; Ascomycota; Orbiliomycetes; Orbiliales; Orbiliaceae
Exons: 1
Coding region: 1-417 (138 amino acids)
Molecular function (GO): heme binding; oxidoreductase activity, acting on paired donors, with incorporation or reduction of molecular oxygen; iron ion binding
Source: RefSeq, a predicted model, not a curated record